GUCCCAGAGGGAGCGAGAGAGGGAGAGAGAGUGGAGAAGGUGAGAGAGAGGAUUCAGUGUUAACUUUAUUUCGGUUGCUGAGACCCAUUCGCAGCCAUGGCCGGGAGUUCAGAGAAAGUGCCCAUCGCCUUGGCAGAUUCCGAGGACAUGCAACAGUUUAUGCCCCCGGCAUACACUCCAGUGGCUGUUACACCAGCCGCCAACGGCCGCCUUCUGAAGACCGGUAUUGUGGUCCUGAUCGCCGGGGCAAUUCUGCUGUUGUUUGGGGCAAUAGGAGCUUUUUACUUCUGGAACAACAACGACAAACAUGUCUACAAUGUCCACUACAGCAUGAGUAUUAAUGGAAAGGUGGAGGAGGGGUCUAUGGAGAUUGAUGCUACCAACAACAUGGAGAGGUUCCGCACUGGAAGCGGAAAUGACGAAGCAGUGGAGGUUCAUGACUUCCAGAUUGGUAUAACUGGAAUUCGAUUCGCUGGAGGAGAGAAAUGUUACAUCAAGACCCAGAUCAAAGCUCGUUUGCCUAAUGUGGAGACUCUCAACAAAGAGUCACUCCUGUUCGAUCUGGAGGAUGAGGUGAUGCCGGCUAAGUUUGAGGAGGACUCUCUGAUCUGGGUGGCAGCUGAUACGCCCCUAUCGGACCCUGCCUUCCUCAGCUCCAAGAUUCGUGAUUUGUGUGGAGACCUGCCAAUCUUCUGGCUCCGCCCCACUUACCCCAAUGGUGGACAGAGGAAGAGGAGAGCUGUCCCUCGUCAACGUAGACAGGCACCUCAGGCUGAGAAUGAAGAGGACCCAGAAGCAGAACUAAACCCAGAGAACCCCUAUAAUCGUGCUCCAUUGGACGAUGAGAACACCAUGACCUUUGACCCCAUGCUAGACCACCAGGGUGUGUGCUGUACAGAGUGCCGGAGGGGCCACACCCAGUGCCAGAGGAUCUGUGAGCCACUCGGCGGGUUCCAACCCUGGCCUUACCACUACCGCGGGUGCAGGGUGGCCUGCAGAGUCAUCAUGCCCUGCCGUUGGUGGGUGGGGCGCAUCCUUGGCAUCCACUAAACACCCCUAGGUCCUGGAGUCCGGACUAUAGUUAAGAGAGAGGAGGGGAAGGACAGACAGAGUGGGGAGGUGGGUGGGGGUGCUGAAAAGUGGGUAGGGUGGGGGUCCCAGAAAGAGAGGGAGGAGAGAUACCUUAACAGCAAAUGAAGUUUGUUGAGUUGACUUGGAAUAAUUCAAUUCAUUUUGGAUUUGGGCAAGAGAGAAAAAUACAGAGAAAGGGGUAGAGCGCAAACAAACAAAUGAAACUAAGAUAUUUUUGUAACUAUAAUGGUUGUUAUCCAUGCUGUUACACAUAGGUAGGCUAAAACACCAGAUAACAUAGUUAUAUUUAUUUUCUAAUCAUACAAUACUAUUUUCUUAACUGUAUUGUCACAGAAGGAGGCAGCUCCAUACUCAUGCUUUGUUUAAUUGAAGAUAAUUUCUUUGGGGAAAAGACGGGGAAGAUCGGAGUCAAAAAACAGUUAAACGUGUCUGACCCCAUAAAUGUACCUUGGUCAGUGAAUCAACCCAGAACACACAGUAAGGCAGAUGCUAAAGAAUGGAAGAUGGAGUCAGGCAAGCCUGCAAGUCAGUGGUGUCUGUAUUCGUCCUGCUAGAGAAAUAUCUAUGCAGACCAUUUGAACACUGUUUCUGCAGAAGUAGGGUCAUAACAUGUGCUGUAUGCUUUGUCUUGUUUUUCCCUUAACCCAUUGUAUUUUCCCUCAGAAUUAAAGAUCUAUUUCAAAGUGCAA
Molecule: messenger RNA, 1781 nt
Organism: Esox lucius (northern pike)
Lineage: Eukaryota; Metazoa; Chordata; Actinopteri; Esociformes; Esocidae
Product: chondromodulin
Exons: 7
Coding region: 97-1050 (317 amino acids)
Biological process (GO): negative regulation of endothelial cell proliferation; negative regulation of angiogenesis
Source: RefSeq, a predicted model, not a curated record